CCACCCUUUUGCCACACACGUGAAGUUGGAGAGGAGCAAGAAUCUGGUGAAGCUAUGUCCAAAGCUAAACAAAAACGAGCCAAACGCCUCGGCUUCCUCGGAAAGUUUAAGGGUAAAGAUGGACAAAAGGGAGAGGCUUCAGGGCGGACAAAGACUAAAGAGCAGUCAUCUGUUAAAGAACACAGAAGGCCAGAGGAAAUCAGGAAGCAAAGGCUCCAAGAACUCCAAGAAAAGCAGAAAAUCUCCAGAGAACAAGAGCUUAUGAAGCGGAGGAAUUUGCAAAGCUUUCAGAAUGACAUCCUACAGCGACAGAGAGAGUUUGAGCAGAGGGAGAUGGAGAUGCAGAGUUUGGAGAAACAUGUUAAUUUUGAAAAUGAGAAUUCAAGAAAGGCUUAUUACAGAGAAUUUAAAAAGGUCGUGGAGGCAGCAGAUGUGAUUUUGGAGGUUUUGGAUGCACGUGACCCUCUUGGCUGCAGAUGUCCUCAGGUGGAGCAGGCAGUUAUUCAAAGUGGAACAAACAAGAAGAUAGUUUUAGUACUUAAUAAAAUUGAUCUAGUGUCAAAGGAAAUAGUGGAAAAGUGGAUUAAGUAUCUUCGUAAUGAGUUUCCUACCGUGGCUUUCAAAGCGUCUACUCAGCAACAGACCAAGAACUUGAAACGCAGUAAUGUUCCAGUGACACAAGCCACCACAGAGCUCCUCAGCAGCAGUGCUUGUGUUGGAGCAGAUUGCUUAAUGAAGCUACUUGGCAACUACUGCCGCAACCUGGACAUAAAGACAGCCAUCACUGUAGGUGUUGUAGGUUUUCCUAAUGUAGGAAAGAGCAGUUUGAUCAACAGUCUGAAGCGGGCACGAGCGUGUAACGUUGGAGCCACUCCUGGUGUCACUAAAUGCCUUCAAGAGGUGCAUUUGGACAAACACAUUAAGCUUCUAGAUUGCCCCGGCAUCGUCAUGGCGACUUCAACGACUGAUGCAGCAAUGAUUCUUCGUAACUGUGUGAAAAUCGAACAGCUUGUUGACCCCCUUCCACCCGUUGAAGCCAUCCUCCGACGCUGCAACAAGGCACAGAUCAUAGAGCACUACGGAGUUCCAGACUUUCACACGGCUCUAGAGUUCUUGUCCCUGCUUGCCCGACGCCAAGGCAAACUAAGGAAGGGAGGACUGCCUGAUACUGAUAAAGCAGCUAAGAGUGUAUUAAUGGACUGGACAGGAGGAAGGAUCAGCUACUUCACGCACCCUCCAGAGACACACACUCUCCCCACACACGUCAGUGCUGAGAUUGUUACAGAGAUGGGCAAAGCUUUUGACUGGGAUGAGCUGGAAAAAGGAAAUCAGGAGGUUCUUGCAGAGUCCUCUUGUCCAGACAUCCAAAUGGGAUUCUGCAUGGAAAGCAUGGGAAUGACGCAAGGUGGCCUAGGUGAACCUCUUUCUGACUUGGAAAUGGAACGAGGAUCUAUGGAAAAGCCAGAAUUUAAAGAUGAAACUGAAUCUAUGGAGGAUGACCAGGACCCAGAGUUCGGACCCAUGACAGUGGAGAUAAAAUCUCAGAAAUCAAAGUCUGACUUGCCUGCAAAUGAUGCUGCAUCCAGGGCUCCAGAUCUGAAGGAUAUUUUGAAUGUAGAUCCUCUACAGCAGGGCCAGGCCCUCCUGGCUGCCAGCAAGAAGAGGAAAAAGCAACAGAAAAGAGCUGACAAAAUUGCCACCAAACUCUCAGACACCCUGACAUCUGCAAUGGACUUCUCAUUUUCAGACAGCUGAUUAAAGUAAGAUUGAAAUAAAAGUUCAAAAAAU
Toxotes jaculatrix (banded archerfish) is the source of this 1788-nucleotide messenger RNA. RefSeq names its product guanine nucleotide binding protein-like 3 (nucleolar)-like (gene gnl3l). The record is from RefSeq and is a predicted model, not a curated record. Gene Ontology annotation, molecular function: GTP binding. The transcript is spliced from 15 exons. Lineage: Eukaryota; Metazoa; Chordata; Actinopteri; Toxotidae. Bases 55 to 1755 code for a protein of 566 amino acids. Gene Ontology annotation, cellular component: nucleolus.